Messenger RNA from Oryctolagus cuniculus (rabbit), 2113 nucleotides. The record is from RefSeq and is a predicted model, not a curated record. Lineage: Eukaryota; Metazoa; Chordata; Mammalia; Lagomorpha; Leporidae.
UCAGGGCGGAUGGGGCUGGAGCCCUGGGGACCCGAGGCUCUUUCUCACGCCUCUCGGGGCUGCUAGGCGGCUGGAAGCUGGAGUGCCAUAGCCGCCCCCUUGGCGCCCUCCCUGCGCUCUCGGUGGCCCGAGACUCGCGCCUUCCCGACAAAGAACGCGUGGAGACCCUGGCUGCCCGGUCCUCUUAGGGCUUUAUUUUAUUGCGGCGCAGCGGCCGCCAGAGGUGGCUUGGAGAAGGGGCUACCGGGGAGCCUGGGCCCCCGCGGGACGGGGUGACCUCGCUCCGCCAAAGGCACGUUGGAAGGAGUGUCCCGGAGGGUAUACGGUAGCUGGGGUCACUUCCUCGCCAGGCGCCCCUGGCCGCCUUUGCCCCCUGAAUCCCGCACCUUAGAGCUGCAGACAGUAAAUGUUCUCCAGGGCGAGUGGCGGGGGGUUGGGAGCGGCUUUCGAGGGGCUCCCGGGACCCCGCGGAGUAGAGGGUUUUGUCUGCGGAUGCAACCAAUUAAGCGUGCAGCCGGCGCUUGCAGAGCUGCGCGCAGCGCCCAGAGCUGAGGGUUUUGUUCGCAGCAAUUUCCAAGCCUUGGCGGGCAGGGUUGGAGCGGGACAUGUCUAUGGAGAACAUUUAAACUCCACUUGCUCGGGCUUUAAAGCUUCCCCUUCGUCCUUUAGCCUCAGAUCGCUUCCUUCGUGGCAAAUAGGCCGGUUAGAAAAUUAUUCCAGAGUCCCAAAGGUGCCUCAGAGCCAGGUGGGGACCCUGCACAACGUUUGCUUGCCCCGUGCGAUUUAGAGAAGCUGAGAGGGCUGUACCUUUUUGAAAUCAUCAAAGGGAACAAGCCAAUGUAGAGGCGCCUGAGCUUUCCCGCUCUGUCCAAGCGACACUUUAUCCCGCGUUAGGAUCCUGUUUUACACCUCCCAAGAAGUCUCUGCCCUCCCCCUCUCACUUCCCACUCGGCACUCGGCUUUGGCUUUCUCUAAAGUUCCUAAUGGCACCCCCGCCCCUGUCUACGAAAGAAAAUGCAAUGGGAUCUGGAGGCGCUUGGAGAUUUUACCUUUCGGGUUGAGGAGAAAUUCACAAAGAAAGAAGCUAGUGGCUCGGAUGUGUGUGUGCUCUGGAUGUGUCCCCUGGCGCUGGCGGCCCCGUAGACGCUGGUAGUGAAGCUGGCCCCAGAUUGGGUGAAUAGGAUGCAAAUCUUCAUUGAUGAGCACUUUUCCUGCGUUUUCGGUUCACGAGUCUCGUCUAAUCACCGAAUCUGAAUAGAUGAUUCACUGGAUAGUCAUUUAGGAUCUGGAAUAUUCAUCGUCACAUUCUCUUAACCACUGGAGUAUUUACAACUGGGCAUAAGAGCCUUUUGCAGUUUUGCUAAACCUAAUGAUUGCUUCUUUUUCUCCUUUCUAUUCCUCCUCACACCCCACCCCUAUUCCCUUUUAGUUUUCUCCAAUUCACCCCCAGAAGAGUUUUCUCAAAAAAAGUUUUGAAGAAAAUAUGUUUAUUUGUAUCAAAAGAUAUUUAAGUUUAGACAGGAGGCCAUGCCUGCCAUCUCCAAAAGGAAGCGGAGAAUUAUUGAAGCAAUUAUCCAGAUAAUUCAAGCAAAACCUCCCACCACAGCUUUACCCUGAUUAUUUGGAAUUUUUAGGGAGAAUGGAGUUAUUCUGAGCUGAAGAGCUUAGAUAAUCGCUCCAAAGUUUGACUUAGAAUGUGUCGAUUGUGUCAUAAUCAACCUAGAAUCCAGGUACAAGCCACCUUUACAGUGUGGAGGGUGACUGGAAUAGCUGCUGAGCCAACCUGUGAGCCCUCUCCUAAGAGACCCAGGGGAAGACCUAAAGGCAGCAAAAACAAGAGUCCCUCUAAAGCAGCUCAAAAGAAAGCAGAAGCCACUGGAGAAAAACGGCCAAGAGGCAGACCUAGGAAAUGGCCACAACAAGUCAUUCAGAAGAAGCCUGCUCAGGAGGAGACGGAAGAGACGUCCUCACAGGAGUCUGCCGAAGAGGACUAGGGGGCGCCGCCGUUGGAUUUCUACCUCAGCAGCAGUUGGAUCUUUUGAAGGGAGAAGACACUGCAGUGACCACUUACUCUCUAUUGCCAUGGUCUUUCCACUUUCCUCUGGGGCGGGGC